UGCAGCCGGGGCCGCGGAGCGCGCCUGCUCCCCGCUGUUCCCGCAGCCGGAGGCGGCCGGGCGGCGGCGGGCGGCGCGAUGCGGCUGGGCGGCGGGGCCUUCGCCGCGGGCUGCGUGGUGAUCGAGGUGCUGGGAGUCGCGCUCUUCCUGCGGGGCUUCUUCCCGCCUCCCGUGCGCUCCUCCUCCAAGCCCGAGCCCCCGGCGGCGCCCGAGCCCUCGGCAGGGGCCAGUUCCAAUUGGACCAAGCUCCCCGCACCUCUCUUCGGGAAAGUUGUUAUUAUGCUGAUCGAUGCCUUGAGAGAUGAUUUUGUGUUUGGGUCAAAAGGUGUGAAAUUUAUGCCCUACACAACUUACCUUGUGGAAAAAGGAGCAUCUCACAGUUUUGUGGCUGAAGCAAAGCCACCUACAGUUACUAUGCCUCGAAUCAAGAAUAUGUUUGUAUAUUUUCAGAAAACAACUCUGAGACCAUGUGGAUUCCAGCAAUAGAGAGGAAUCGACAGGACUACUCCAGCCAUGAAGACAGAAGAGAAGCAGUCCAGAGAUGGAAGACGCUGAUGUGGCCUUCCCAUACUAGCAGUUAGCAGCUGUGCAUCACUGCAGGUUGCCCAGGACUAAACCAGAGAGAGUCGGACCUGCAUUACCACCAUUUGUCCACCAUCCAGAACUGUAAUGUCAGUGCUGACAUGUACACAUAAGGAACUGUUGGACAUUGAAAUUGGGUCUCAAAAGAACUGUUGGCCCAGAAAGAAACUCACUACAGACUGAUUCAUUUGCCUGUCACCAUAACCAUUAUUGCUUGUCUCAUUUUCGGUUCUUAUAAGUGUAUUUCUAAUAGCACAUGAUCUCACUCAUCUAGGGGAAAUAAUGAACAACAUAGACUGAUGAACAAGAACAGACCCAGAAACAAGGAGGCAUGGAUCAGACUGUCAGGCCUCAGAGGGAGGGUAGG
Messenger RNA from Eptesicus fuscus (big brown bat), 949 nucleotides. Its product is annotated as GPI ethanolamine phosphate transferase 2-like. Lineage: Eukaryota; Metazoa; Chordata; Mammalia; Chiroptera; Vespertilionidae. Gene Ontology annotation, cellular component: endoplasmic reticulum membrane. Bases 79 to 486 code for a protein of 135 amino acids. The transcript is spliced from 3 exons. Gene Ontology annotation, biological process: GPI anchor biosynthetic process. The record is from RefSeq and is a predicted model, not a curated record.